AUGUCGCUCGUCGCAGCCCUCGAGGGCCAUCACGGCACCCUCGGCCUCUAUGCCGCAGUACAGCGCCUCUUCUGCGCCUUUGGCUGCUUCGCUCUCCCCGGCUCCCUCCUCCUCGAUGCACCUUUCGGCCGCUUCGGCACCUGGUCCAACGCCCUCACCGUCAACGGCGACCUCGGCUGGCUCGUCAUGGAGGCCUUUGCGCCCCUCACCUUCCUCUGCGCCCUCGCCCUCCCUCUCACCACCACUCCACUCUCGCGCCACACCCUCCUCGCCUGCGCCUCGCCCUCGACCAUCGUGCGCGCCUUCCUCGCCCUCGACCGGCCCCGCCAGCUCCUCGCCACCCUCUUCCUCGUCCACUACUCGAACCGGUCCGUCAUCGGCACCCUGCGCAACCCCGGCCGCGCCCCGAUGCACCUCGUCAUCCCCGUCCUCUCGGCCCUGUUCAACUUCGCCAACGGUGGCACCCUCGGCGCGUGGCUCUCGGCCGGCGGUCGCACGGCCGGCCUCGGCCUCAAGGCCCACUCGCCGUCGUCUCGCGCCCUGUUUGCCCUCGGCGUCGGCCUGUGGGCAGCAGGGUUCGCCGGCAACAUCUUCCACGACGAGCACCUGUACGCCCUCAAGCGCGCCAAGCAGCGCUCGCUCGCAAAGGGCAAGGCGAAAGCCUCGUCGUCGUCGUCCGGCUCGGGCUCGGGUUCGAGCGCGGCGCAGGGCGACAACAAGCCGCCGGCGCACGAGCGUUACUCGAUCCCGACUCGAGGCCUGUACGCCCUCGUGUCGCACCCGUCGUACCUGUGCGAGUGGGUCGAGUGGUCCGGGUUCGCCCUCGCAGCUCUCCAGCUCGCGCCGGCGCCCUUUCCCUCGUCGACCUCGGCAGCAGCCGCAGCGCGAGGCGUGCUGCAGCCCCUCGCGCAGUGGUACCUCCAGCCGCCGGUCCUGUUCGUCCUGCAGGAGGUGGCGGCCAUGCUGCCCCGGGCGAGGAGCGGCCACGCGUGGUACAAGCGCACGUUCGGCGCCGAGUGGGAGCGCAAGGGCGCGAGGUGGGCUGUCAUCCCGGGCGUCUACUGA
Messenger RNA from Rhodotorula graminis WP1, 1065 nucleotides. RefSeq lists its product as uncharacterized. The transcript has 2 exons. The record is from RefSeq and is a predicted model, not a curated record. Gene Ontology annotation, biological process: lipid metabolic process. Gene Ontology annotation, molecular function: oxidoreductase activity, acting on the CH-CH group of donors. NCBI's taxonomy places the organism in Eukaryota, Fungi, Basidiomycota, Microbotryomycetes, Sporidiobolales, Sporidiobolaceae. Bases 1 to 1065 code for a protein of 354 amino acids.